This is a messenger RNA of Armigeres subalbatus, 4002 nucleotides long. RefSeq lists its product as uncharacterized. Gene Ontology annotation, biological process: DNA integration. Bases 1 to 4002 code for a protein of 1333 amino acids. The transcript is spliced from 2 exons. Gene Ontology annotation, molecular function: zinc ion binding; nucleic acid binding. The record is from RefSeq and is a predicted model, not a curated record. Lineage: Eukaryota; Metazoa; Arthropoda; Insecta; Diptera; Culicidae.
AUGGAAAAGCUGGAAAUAUACUUCGAUGCCUAUGAUAUUGCGGAUCAGAGAAAAAUGCGUGCCAAACUAUUGCACUUUGGCGGAAAACAGCUUCAACGAGUCUACGAGAACCUACCAGACGUCGAUAAGUUGCCGAUUGUUUCAAUCAAAGCAAACUGGUACGACGUGGCGGUGUCCAAAUUGGAUGAAUAUUUCGAGCCAGGAAGACAGUACAUUCUGGAACGGAGUCGGUUGAGAAAAAUUCGCCAGGAGAAGAACGAAAGAUUUACCCAUUUCGUGCUCCGCAUAAGACAACAGCUGGCAGAUUGUGGUUUGGAGAAAUAUUCUCCGGAAGCGCGUGAAGUACUGACCGAGAUUUUCAUGAUAUACAUUAUUGUGGAAGGUUGUAUAUCGGAAGAGCUACGACGCCGUAUCCUGCAGAGAGAUGCUACGUUGGCAGAGGUUGAAGCUAUGGGUGCUAUGAUGGAAGGAGUGGAACAACAAAUGAGCGAUUUGACGUCCAUCAAUGUCAAAGAACCAGCACAGGAAAAAGUGUUCCGAGUGGAAUCUCAUCGGGAUAAGUACAGAUCAGUCGUCGGACGUAAUCGAAAGUUUCAAAACAGCCGAGAGAUCACGUGUUUUAAUUGCGGGACGCAAGGACACAUAGCGUCUUCUACGGAAUGCAAGGCGAGGGAUCAACCAUGUCGCCGCUGCAAGAAAACAGGGCAUUUUGAAGCUGUAUGCAGGAUGCCGAGCAAGAAACGCUUUACGAAAAGCUUCACACCUAAGGGAACGAAGAAAGUGCGGUUAGUAGAAAGGUGUUACCAAGAGCCCACCAACGAUGACUCAUCGGCAGACGGCACAGCGACCAAAGUGGAAGAGCCGAAAUCUUACUAUUGCUUCCAUUUCGGAAAUGACACAAACGUCAUUGAAUGUAAGGUCGGUGGUGUUCUGUUGGAGUUGUUGGUGGAUGCUGGAUCCGAUGUAAAUUUGAUUCACGCUACAGCAUGGGAAAAGCUAAAACAACAGAGAAUCAACGUUUACGAGAUGCGGAAAGGAUGUCAGGAAGUAAUAAAAGGAUAUGGAAGCAACGUAGCUUUGAAUGUGUUGGGGUCAUUCCGCACCGAGAUCAAGGUAGGAAACAGGACAGAAUUGGCAAAGUUCUUUGUCGUACAGGAAGGGCAGCGGUGCAUUAUGGGUGACGCGACUGCGAAAGCCCUCGGAGUCCUGAGAAUUGGCAUUGAAAUUAAUAAGCUGGAAAAGAGGAGCACCCCAUUCGGAAAGAUUAAGGAUGUUCAAGUGCAGAUCCAUAUGGAUCCUGCAUUCAAACCGGUAUUCCAACCGGUCAGACGCAUACCGCUUCCAUACGAGACGGCAGUGAAGGAUAAAUUGGAUCAGUUAUUGGCACAAGAUAUCAUAGAGGUCAAAACGGGACCUACCAGCUGGGUAUCGCCGUUGGUUGUUGUGGGUAAAGCGAAUGGUGAGCCCCGUGUAUGCUUGGAUUUGAGGCGCGUGAACGAAGCAGUACUGCGAGAGCGGCAUCCCAUGCCGGUCGUUGAUGAGUUACUCGCGCGUAUUGGGAAGGGCAAAUUCCGUAGUAAACUCGACAUCCGCGACGCUUUCUUACAAACAGAAUUGGCUCCAGAAUCGCGUGACGUCACAACUUUCAUUACUAGUCGCGGACUUUUUCGAUUCAAGCGGCUGCCAUUUGGCUUAGUAUCUGCACCGGAAAUCUUCCAAAAAGUAAUGGAAGAGAUAUUGGCCGGAUGCGACGGUACGGUUUGCUACUUGGACGAUAUUUACAUAGAAGGUGAUGAUUUGAAGCAACACAACCUACGUUUGGACAAUGUUUAUGAACGUUUGCACGAAAGGGGCGUGAUACUAAAUAACGAAAAAUGUAUUAUUGGGGUGUCUGAGCUUCAAUUCAUCGGGCACGUAAUUUCGGACAAAGGGAUUCGUCCUUAUCCCUCUAAAGUUGAUGCACUCGUAUCAUUCAGAAGGCCGGAGAAUGCUUCCGAAGUGAAAAGCUUUUUAAGUCUGGCGAAUUACAUGCAUAAAUUCAUCAAUAAUUUGGCUACUUUAGAUGAACCACUCAGAAGACUGACUGAAAGAGAUACUCAAUUUGAAUGGUCAACUGAACAUCAAACAUCGUUUGAGGGAAUCAAAAAUCCACUGUCGAAUGAAGCGAGCUUGGGGCAUUUCAAUACAGAUCAUUCUACUUCUGUAAUAGUGGAUGCGAGCCCCACUGCACUGGGAGCUGUACUAGUCCAGACAAACGAGACUGGAGUACAUCGGGUUAUAUGUUAUGCUUCUAAAUCGCUUACCAGGACCGAGAAACGGUACUGCCAAACAGAGAAGGAAGCGUUGGCUGCCGUUUGGGGGGUCGAACGAUUCCAAAUGUAUCUUUUUGGCAAAAGAUUCGACCUCGUGACAGACUGUAAAGCCCUUCAAUAUCUUUUCACGUCACGUUCAAAAGCUUGUGCCAGGAUAGAAAGAUGGGUGUUGCGUUUACAAGCUUUCGACUAUUCCCUUAAGCACAUAGCAGGCGAAAAGAAUGUUGCAGAUGUCCUUUCACGACUAUCAACAUUGGAGCCCGAGCCUUUUGAUUACUCUGAGGAGCUGUUUGUGAACGAAGUAGCAACAGUUGCGGCAAUAAAUGCUGCCGUGAGAUGGGAAGAAAUCGAGACUGUAUCCAAACAGGACGAAGAGAUACAGCAGCUUUUGAAUAAGAUUGCGUGCGAUCGUCUAUUUGAGCUUCCAACAGAAUACCGCGUAAUUGCACAAGAGCUUUGCCAGGUCGGCAACGUCUUGAUGCGAGGGGAUCGUAUUGUUGUCCCCAAAUCUCUGAGGGACAAGGUACUGUCCCUAGCCCACGAGGGUCAUCCUGGCGUCCGUAUGAUGAAAAAUCAUUUACGUGUAGCAGUUUGGUGGCCCAGGAUGGAUAAAGAUGUUGAGGUUUAUGUUAAGAAAUGUAGAGGAUGUAUGCUCGUGUCUGCGCCAGACGCCCCAGAGCCAAUGAGUCGACGGGAUUUGCCAUCGGGUCCAUGGCAAGACAUAGCUAUAGAUUUUCUGGGCCCUCUACCGGAAGGUCAAUACCUGUUGGUAGUUGUAGACUACUACAGCAGGUAUUUUGAAGUGUGUGAGAUGACUAAAAUUACAGCAGAAUGCACCAUUGACGAGCUCCGUACAAUAUUUUGUCGUUUUGGUGUCCCUGUUACUCUCACCGCAGAUAAUGCUCCACAGUUGAGUAAGAAUUGUGAACAGUUCUUCGAAUUCUGUCGAGACUACGGCAUCAAGCUCAUCAACACGGUUCCGUAUUGGCCUCAAAUGAACGGAGAGGUGGAGCGCCAAAACAGAACAAUUCUCAAGCGGCUGCAAAUUUCGCAGGAACUUGGACAGGACUGGCGAUUGGAACUUCGGAAAUUUCUUCUUACGUAUCGUGCUUCGGUUCACUCCACCACCGGCAAGUCCCCAGCCGAACUGAUGUUUGGACGGAAAAUCCGCACAAAACUUCCACAUUUGACAGAUUCUUGGGAAAAUGACGAGGAUACAAGAGAUCAGGACUCAAUUCGAAACGAGAAAGGUAGGGAGUACAGCGAUGCCACAAGACGUGCAACGGUAAAGGAUAUUGUCGUUGGUGAUACUGUACUUCUCAAACGAAUGAUAAGGGACAACAAAUUGAGUACAGCAUUCAUGAAUGAGGAAUUCGUGGUCAUUAGGAAGCAGGGAGCGGAUGUGAUAAUUAAAUCUCUGUCGAAUGGCAAAGAGUACAGAAGAAACACGGCUCACAUCAAGAAGAUAGGAAAACCAGAGCCAGCAACUUCAAAUGUCAGUAAUGCAGGAGAAGAAAGAUACAAACGUCAAAACGAUCCGGUCCCGGGUUCCUCUAAUGAGAUACCUGCAGAAACCUUCAAAGCACCAUCGCCAGCUCCACCAGAGAAGCGGAAACGAAAGGAGCCAUAUUGGUUCGAUAAUUACAUGACACAUUACAUUAAGAAGUUUCAAGGGGGAUGUAGGGAGUGA